Molecule: messenger RNA, 1011 nt
Organism: Aspergillus japonicus CBS 114.51
Lineage: Eukaryota; Fungi; Ascomycota; Eurotiomycetes; Eurotiales; Aspergillaceae
Product: LysM peptidoglycan-binding domain-containing protein
Exons: 5
Source: RefSeq, a predicted model, not a curated record
CCAGGCCAGCCGGGUGUUUGCAACCGUUGGUACCGUGUCAAGCCAGGCGACUCUUGCCAGACAAUCUCAGAGCGUUCUGGUGUCUCAAUUUCUCUAGAUGAGCUGUUGGCUUGGAAUCCUGAGCUGAAAAAAGACUGCGAGCACCCUCUAAUUGACUACUGGGUCUGCGUGGGAAUUCCAGGCGGCUCUGGUAUGACUCUGGUCUACCCCACUGGCUCGUUUAAUGUUUCCAUUCCGCCAUACGCCUCAUGGACUCCAACCCCGACUCGAAACAUUACCUUCGAGCCAGUUGUUCCUGCCCCGACACAGGCUAGUCUAGUCCCGAGCUGUCAGUCCUUCUACAAGGCUGCUGCGAAUGAUACUUGCGAUAACAUCCUACUCAAACACGGUCUACUGAAUGAGAAGCUUCUUCAUCAGUGGAACCCUGCUCUCAAGGAUGACUGUUCCGGUUUGAGGCCCGGGUAUUACUACUGCAUCGCUGCCUAUGACAACCUCCCACUUCCUCCACAUGUUACCACUCCGCCCCAGCCGACGCCGCAGGGCACAGCGAAGAAUUGCACCACUUGGUACCAGACCGACAAGGAAGAUACCUGCAGCUUGAUUGUGACUACGUUUGGCACGUUCUCGCGAGAGCAGUUCGUGUCUUGGAAUCCUAACCUUGGAAGAGAGUGUCUUAAACUUAUCCCUGGAUACUAUUACUGUGUUGGUGAUGCAUCGACCCCCUCAACUCGUACUGCCAAACUUCCUGCACCCACCGAUUUCCCCACCUCCUGUCCCCAUCAACCUCGAGUAACUCGUGAUUGUAUCAAGUGGUGGCUAGUCGGACCGACCGAUACAUGUCUUCUGAUCACUCUGGCCAACGGUAUCUCCGUCAAGGACUUCUAUGCCUGGAAUCCUGAUGUGGUGGGUCCCAACAAAAUGUGUGAAUACCUGCCUGCAGGAUUUGAGGUCUGUGCGGGUAUUGCUGCCUCUGCACCGAGCAGUAAACCUACCCCUUCUCCCUCUAGCACU